This is a messenger RNA of Triticum dicoccoides, 1019 nucleotides long. Its product is annotated as DNA-directed RNA polymerase III subunit RPC8-like. The transcript has 8 exons. The record is from RefSeq and is a predicted model, not a curated record. Gene Ontology annotation, biological process: transcription initiation at RNA polymerase III promoter; DNA-templated transcription. The coding region runs from base 110 to 742 and encodes 210 amino acids. Lineage: Eukaryota; Viridiplantae; Streptophyta; Magnoliopsida; Poales; Poaceae. Gene Ontology annotation, cellular component: RNA polymerase III complex.
GAGGAAUGGCGCGACACGUGGGGGACGCGCGGCGGAGCAAGUGGAAGCGUCGACGACUCUGCUUAUCCAGGCUUUAAUAUUUUCCUGGCUCCGGUACUGGACGUGAAGGAUGUUUGUUCUGAGCCAGAUCGAGCACAACCUGCCCAUGCCUCCGCACUUGCUGAAUCGCCCUCUCGUUGACGCCAUCAAGGCCGAGCUUGAGAGGCUCUUCCUGGAUAAGGUGGUUGCAAAUCUCGGUCUCUGCGUGUCCGUCUAUGACAUCCUUGCCGUUGAAGGUGGAUUCAUCUUUCCUGGAGAGGGCUGCUCGACGUAUAAAGUUUCCUUUAGGUUAUUGAUGUUUAGGCCCUUUAUUGGGGAGGUUCUUGUUGGGAAGAUCAGCGGAUAUGAUGAGAAGGGAUUGCAAGUUUCACUUGAUUUUUUCACCGAUAUAUGCAUCCCGGGACACUUGAUGCAGUUUGGCACAGUGAGGGGGGAAGAUGGUAGGUGGGCGUUGAAGACUGAAGAUGGUGAUGAACUUCAUCUUGACAUUGAUGAUGAGAUACGAUUCUUGGCAUCUAGCAUAAAAUACCCACCUAUACCAGUUGAGCAAAAGGAGGAUGACAAGCCAUUUGCUCCAAUGCAGAUCAAUGGGAGUAUUAAAGGAGAUGGUCUUGGCCUUCUUGCUUGGUGGGCGGCAGUAGAGGGCGAGGAAGAGGAAGAGGGUGAGGGAGAUGGUGAGGGUGAGGAAGAGCAAGAGCAAUAGCAGCAAAGUUGUUUCUGGUAACUCUCUGUGUAACUAGAAGUUUAGACCAUAAGCUAGGUGGCAUGCUAGAAACUUGUAAUGGCUGUUAGGAAUUGAUGAUCUGCUGCUGCACAGUUUGUGGUAACACUGGCAAGCAAGCAAGCAAAGAAGAAGAAUGGCCAGAUUUGAAGUGGAAAACAUAGGGCACUGUGAGACAUCUCAUCCUAGUUGAACUUGCAACGAUCGAUGGCUAUUUCCCAGUUGAUAACUGAUAAAAAUCCGAAUCAUGUUUGAACUA